This is a messenger RNA of Bubalus bubalis (water buffalo), 629 nucleotides long. Its product is annotated as bolA-like protein 2. Lineage: Eukaryota; Metazoa; Chordata; Mammalia; Artiodactyla; Bovidae. Gene Ontology annotation, cellular component: cytosol; nucleus. Gene Ontology annotation, biological process: intracellular iron ion homeostasis. The coding region runs from base 161 to 415 and encodes 84 amino acids. The transcript has a single exon. Gene Ontology annotation, molecular function: 2 iron, 2 sulfur cluster binding. The record is from RefSeq and is a predicted model, not a curated record.
CUAGGAAAGGAGCCUGGAACACAUGCGUCCCUCAGGGCUCUCAGAGGAACUAAACUUGCUGACACUUUGAUUUCAACUCCUACGCUCGGGAAGCAGGGUGGCUGGGGUCAGAGCUGGGGUUCCAUCCCCACUGGGCUGCCGCCCUCGCUGGGCUGCCACAAUGGAACUGAGCGCCGAGUACCUCCGGAAGAAGCUGCAGCGGGGCCUGGAAGCGGAGCAGGUGGAAGUGGGGGGCACGACUCCCAACCGUUGCGCGUCCAGCUUCCGAGUCCUCGUGGUGUCGGCAGAGUUCGAGGGGAAACCGCUGCUUCAGAGACACCGGCUCCUGAACCCUUGCCUAGCAGAAGAGCUCCUGCACAUUCAUGCUUUUGAGCAGAAAACCCUGACCCCAGAGCAGUGGGCCCCUGAGCAGUAGAAAUAAGGGACCCGGACCAGCACACCCAUUAAAUUAUGAAUCAGGGCCCAAAACAAAACAAAAUUUCUAGGCUCCACAGCGCUGUGCGUCCUUAACCGCUCAGUCAUGUCUGGCUCUUGGCGACCCCAUGACUGUAGCCCACCAAGCUCCUCUGUUUACGGGGCAUCUCCAGGCAAGACUACUGGAGUGGGUUGCCAUUCCCUUCUGCAGAGGA